This is a messenger RNA of Acanthisitta chloris (rifleman), 4125 nucleotides long. RefSeq names its product centrosomal protein 162kDa (gene CEP162). Lineage: Eukaryota; Metazoa; Chordata; Aves; Passeriformes; Acanthisittidae. Bases 1 to 4092 code for a protein of 1363 amino acids. The transcript has 25 exons. Gene Ontology annotation, biological process: cilium assembly. Gene Ontology annotation, cellular component: axonemal microtubule; centrosome; centriole. The record is from RefSeq and is a predicted model, not a curated record.
AUGGCUCAUCGAAUUUCAAAAGAGGAAUUAGAUGAGCAGUUUGAAGAGUUCCUGAAAGAGUCUCUUUCAGAUGACUCACUUGGAAGCUCAAAGAAGAAGUCCAGUAUUCUUGAGACAUUGGGACAGCCCAGGAAUAAAGAAGCGAAGAAAAAGGAUUCGGUGCUGUGGUGGUUGUCUGACAAAGAUUUGGAUGAUGCUGAUUCAGUUUUAGCUUCUGGGCCUAGUCAAGAUAUCGUGGGAGUUGGAUUGGAUACCUUGGAAGAACAAGAAGAAAAAGAGAUCUUCUUUGCCAAACUUGAACAAGAAGCUUCUUCUACUAUUGAUUAUUCAAGACUAAAUCAAGAGCUGGAAUCCAAUGAUUCUGUCAUUCUGGUGCCGUGUGUACGAAAUGAAAAAAAUGAAAAAAUGGAAAAAGGAGAAGAGGAAGCUGCUCAUGAAGAGAAUUCUGGUAGGUACAGUGAAGAUUUUGAAGAAGAAACAGAUGAUAAUCCUGCCCUUAAAUCUGAGGGAAGUCAGGAAGAAGCAAACACUGGCAUGCUGGCUAAGGUUGUGUUACUUGAUUCACAAGAUUCAACUACAGAACUUCAGAAAGCCACAGAAACAUCAGACAUAGCUCCAGGUGAACGUGAUGAGCCUGAAGAAGUCAGUGGAAUUGAAAUGAAUGAAGCAGGCACUUCCUAUGGACAUACCACCAGUGAGAUUGAAGCUUUACAACAAGCAUAUCAUCAUGUUGAUCAGUCUUUGGGAGACACUGACGAGCAGAAACUGCACAAUUCUACAGUGGCAGUCUCAGAAGGCUUAGGGCAAAGCAUGUCACAAAAUAAUGAUGUCCAGUCAAAAAACAUGUCAACUGUUGAAUCAGAUUUACCUACUGUGGAAGAAUUGAUGAAAACUAUUAAAGGACAUUCAUGUAGUAUCAGAAGUUUUGAUGUGGAGCCUGAAAGUCCUGUGAAACUGGUAGGCAGCACAGCAAAUGACCUCAUCAGCCACUUGCCCUCUGAAGACCUCCAGAGAAACACAGUUUGGGAGACAAACUUAUCUGAAAGGUUUAACAGAGAAGAAAGCACCUUUCUACAGAGAGGUGUGAGUGACGAUAACUUUCAGAGGGUGACUGAGAAAGAAAUUCAGACCAGUGAAGUGCAGCCUGAUAUACUAAGAGAAAAAAUAGUCCAAGACUCUCUGCUUUCACAAGGCAGCAAAACUGAAAAAGUUCUUCGGUCUUGUUCCUUGAAGAAUGAAAGAUCAGAAUCAAUGACGACUAAACCAGUGCCAUCCAAGAAUAUCAGAAGUCCAGCAGCCUUACAUAAAAAGAAACCUUCAUAUGGUCCUCAUGGGCUGGUUAGAAGUUCUGGCUAUGGGAAACCCAGUUCACUCUCAAAACAGUUGUUUCCAGUUAACGAAAAGAAAACACCAAAAGAAACUUUGAAAAAGACCUUUAUGAAAGCCAAAAGUCCUGCAGACAGAGCAAAAUCUAAAGAAGCCUUAUUUGCUACUAGGAUAAUUAGAUCUGCAACAAAUGAACCUACUUUGGAGGGAAGUAUUAACAGAGUUUUGUCUGGCCAAUCAGUUGUUAAUAAUGUUGGACACCAGGCUGUGGAUUACAACAGGCAACAUCAGCAUGAUUUAUCAUUUUCUCCUACCAAGAGCUGCGAUAGAGACCUGUAUUUGUUAAAACGAGUACAAGUUGCAGAGGAGGACCUGAGCACAGCUCGUGAUUUGAUUCAGCAGCUAGGCAGCAAGGUCUCACAAACUGAGAAACAAAUGGAGACAAAGAUAGUAGAAUUGAAAACACAGCAUGAAAAAGAGCUUUCUCGUCUGGGUCAGGAAAACUAUGUUCUUCUGAGUAAGUUAAGAAGUAUGGAAGAGAUGGCUCAAGAAAAGAGGUUGAGUCACCAUGCAGCAACAGUUCCUGUAACUGAAGAAAAACUGGCACAAAUACAAAAAGAAAUUGAAGAUCAAGAGGUCAUUAUUCAAGGUUAUCAACAGGAAAAUGAGAGGUUAUACAAACAAAUGAAAGAGCUACAGAUCCAAAACAAAAGAAAUGAGGAACAAAUGUAUAAGGAGAAUCAGUGUUUAAUGGCUGAAUUAAUAGACCUAAGAGAAAAGAUAGAGAAGGCUAAUCACCAGUUCCACAUCGUGCAGGAUUCUGAACCAGCCAGAAAUCAGAGUUUCACAGAAUUGAUUUCAGAGCUUCGAGCAGCACGGAAGGAAGAAACUAAAUUACAGGAAGAGAUAAGACAUCUCAAACAAGAUAAGCAAGCUCUUGAGGUAGACUUGGUACAAGCAAAGAAGGAGAGAGAUUUAGCAAAAGUCCAGAUUGCAUCUGCAUCAAGUGAGAAGUCUUAUGAAUUGAAAGUUAUGGAAGACUCAUACAAACAGGAAAUUACUCACUUAAAAAAAAGACUUCAGUGGUAUGCAGAAAAUCAAGACCUUUUGGAUAAAGAUGCAGCUCGUCUUAAAGAUGCAAGAGCAGAAAUUGAGAAGCUAAGACUAGAGGUUGAGAAGCUCAGAGCUGAAGCAGGAGUUCAGUCUGUGCAACAGAAGAAACGUUCAGGAGACAGAGCAGCAGAUGCUAAAAGAAUUCAGGAUCUUGAGCGACAAAUCAGAGAAAUGGAUGGAAUUCUAAAAAGGAGGUAUCCAAAUUCUUUGCCUGCUUUGAUUUAUGCUGCUGCUGCUGCUGAGAAAGCUAAUGAUCUUUCAGCUAAAACAAACACAGUUGAAUUUUUGGAGAGAAGAAUAAAGAAAUUAGAAACAGAACUUGAAGGUAAAGAUGAUGAAGCUAAGAAAAGUCUCCGUGCCAUGGAACAACAGUUUCAAAAAAUAAAGUUACAGUAUGAGCAAAGACUUGUAGAGCUUGAACAACUACUCGCCUAUGACUUUGUGAGUGAAACACCAAACCUGGAUGAUGAUAAAGCCACUUCUACGGAACUUGAACAGGAGCUUCAGAAUCUAAAGCAGACCCAUCAGACCACUGUUAGAAACCUCCAGACAGAAAUUGAAAAUCUUAAAAGCCAAAAUUCCCAAUUAAAACUCAGAGGUAAAAAUGAUAAUAAAGACCUGGCAUCCACAGACUCUAAAAUGAAACAUGGGAACACAAAAGACAGAUUGUUAAAACUAAAUGAAGAACUGGUCACCAAAAAUAGAGAGAUACAAGAUCUUACAAAAACUGUAGAGAAACUUCAGAAAGAAAGGAUGGUGAUGUUGUGCGAUAAUAAUUUGAGAAAUAAAACCAAUAAUAAGGGCAGCUCUACAGAAGUCUUGAAAACAAAUACCUCAGCAACAGAUAAAAGGAAUUCUGGCAACAGUGAACCCUUUCUAAGCAAUUUCAAUGAUGGCAAAGUCUACCAACCGGAUACCUUUUCUGACUCUCAUCUCUUGGAAGUUCUGCAAGAAAAUGCAAAGCUGAAAGAGGAGCUAGAGAGAUUGUCUCUAGAAAUGAGCCAGCAGCGAGUGAAGUCUCAAGCUGCACUGGCUUUUUCUGAAAAUAACAUCCGAAGGAUACAGGAAGACACAGCAGAAUACAUUGCAUCUCUGAAAGCUUCCUAUCAGAGGGAAGUGGAGAAGAUUGUCUGCCAGCAUGCAAAGGAUCAUUCUACUUCUAAAGUAGCUGAGCUAAACAACAGAAUUUCAGCACAAGAGAUAUUAAUAAAACAUCUUCAAGAACAAAUUGGUGAACAACAGAGACAUCAGGAAGCCCUUUUAGUUUCACAGAUCCGAGAGCAGCUCCUACAAAAAGAGGUGACAAAAUUGGUGGAAGAACUGAGAGAGGCUAAGGAGAGCCAGAGGCCUGAAAUGAAGCACUUCUUGUGCCUGGAAAAGAAAAUCAAGCACAUAGAGACCAGACAGGCAGAAAGAGAGCAAGAAAUUCAAAAGACAGCCCAACUAACCCAGUACAUUACUGAAGCAAGGCAAAGCCACGAGGCUGAGAAGUGGCGAAGAUUGGUACAGCAGAAGAAUCAAGAACUGGAGAAAUUUCGAGUGGAAUUGGAUUCAAUAUUAGAUGUUUUACGUGAACUGCAGAAACAAGGGGUUGUUAUUCCUGCACCUGAUUCCAGUGGAUUCAGCAUGACAAACAGCUUUUGGAAGACAUGAUUAGGUAGGAGUUGAUUAGAGAAGCAGAAUUUU